This is a messenger RNA of Solanum tuberosum (potato), 701 nucleotides long. Its product is annotated as V-type proton ATPase subunit G 1-like. Lineage: Eukaryota; Viridiplantae; Streptophyta; Magnoliopsida; Solanales; Solanaceae. The record is from RefSeq and is marked provisional. Gene Ontology annotation, biological process: proton transmembrane transport. Gene Ontology annotation, cellular component: vacuolar proton-transporting V-type ATPase, V1 domain; vacuolar proton-transporting V-type ATPase complex. Gene Ontology annotation, molecular function: proton-transporting ATPase activity, rotational mechanism; ATP hydrolysis activity.
AUUCCGAUUCUACAGAGUUGUUUCAGUUUUAUAGACGAGAAUGGAAUCUAGCAGGGGUGGCCAGAAUGGAAUUCAACUCCUUUUAGCUGCCGAGCAGGAAGCCCAACGCAUCGUCAAUGUUGCCAGGACUGCUAAACAAGCUAGAUUGAAGCAGGCCAAGGAGGAAGCUGAGAAGGAGAUAGCUGAAUUCCGUGCUUACAUGGAGGCUGAAUUUCAGAGAAAGCUUGAACAGACUAGUGGUGACUCAGGUGCUAAUGUCAAACGUCUUGAGAUUGAAACUAAUGAAAAGAUCGAACACCUGAAGACUGAAGCGUCAAGAGUCUCUGCUGAUGUUGUCCAAAUGCUUCUGAGGCACGUAACCACAGUGAAGAACUAAAAUCUUCUGUGGAUGUAGUGGGUCACGCUUAAUGUCAUUUUGCAGAAUUAUGCUCCUCCCAUUCAUGGUUCUUGUGCUUGAUCAGUCUGAUGGAUGUUCACCAUUUGUAUCGUAUGUUUGUUAUCAUUAUUUAUUGUCUUGCUCUGUUGAAUAAAGCAACUCAUUUGAGCUCCUUUCGACCUAUGUUUUGUAAACGAAAGAUCAGAAACCAAGGUUCAGCGUCUAGGCAGCAUGUCAGUUUCUUAUAUGUAUCUAGAUUCCGGGGAGUUAUGUAAUGAACUUGUCUCUGCAUGUAUUGUGUUAUAUGAAGUGAUGCAGCUGUAAA